Messenger RNA from Eriocheir sinensis (Chinese mitten crab), 2967 nucleotides. RefSeq names its product E3 SUMO-protein ligase ZBED1-like. The transcript has a single exon. The record is from RefSeq and is a predicted model, not a curated record. Gene Ontology annotation, molecular function: protein dimerization activity; DNA binding. NCBI's taxonomy places the organism in Eukaryota, Metazoa, Arthropoda, Malacostraca, Decapoda, Varunidae. The coding region runs from base 483 to 2351 and encodes 622 amino acids.
GGUAGGGCUGGGCACGAUACGAUUCCGGAAUCGAUUCCAGCGAUUCCGCUUCAAGCUUCCAGGUAUCGAGUGGUAUGACUGGUAUCGAUACCUUGGCUUGACGAUUCCACUAGCUUAAUUUCUCCUGGCAAUCUGGCAGACAAUGGCAUCGUGGAGGGAAAAACGGCAUUUGAUUGGUCGAUACUCUGUGUCUGUGACGUCAGGCAAGUGUUGCCAGAUGCGCGUGCCUCCGUCAGGCCCAGUACAUAAAUAAGGGUGGAGGAGCGACCCACGGCAGUCCAGCUAAUGUUCUCAGAGGGGGGGUCCGUGUCGCGCUUCACCAUCCAUAUGAACAAAAUUAUUUAAUUUUUUUUAUUACUAUUUAACAAUUCCUUGCUGUAGUGUAGCCUUUCCUCUCUCGAAAAAUAUAAUUCAUUCAACAGAACUCAUAUACUCGUGUUCACGGGAGAGGAACAAACACGUCACUGUCAACAUCAUUAGUCAUGGCCUCUACUUCAAAGCGAUCUAGAAAAGCUCCAGUAUGGACAUACAUGGAGAAAACAGGGCCUGACAUCACUGUGUGCCUUAUUUGUAAGGAUUCCUUGAAAUAUUGUGGAAAUACUUCAAACAUGACUAAACAUAUACGUACCAGACAUCCGAUUGAAUUUGCGCAAAUGCAGGAGGACACGACCCCUGUCGCUGCCUCACACAUGUCUGAUCCUGAAAGUGAGAGAUUGCCCGGCACAUCAACUGCAACAUUGCAACCAACUUUGAUGCAAACAAUAGACAGGACUCAGUCUUACAGAAAUGACUCUAUCAAAAAGAAUCAACUAGAUCUUCUUUUGGUAAAAAUGGUAGCUAAAGAUCUUCAGCCAUUGUCCAUCACUGAAGAUAAAGGAUUUAAGGACUUCGUUCAGGGCCUGAAUCCUCGCUAUAAGCUACCUAGUCGCCGUGAAUUGACGAGAACUCUUUUACCUAAUAUGUAUGAACAAGAAGUAGCAAGAAUCAGCAAGGAACUUGAAAAUGUUGAGGACAUUGCAUUAACAACUGACAUCUGGACUUCCAGACAAACACAAGGAUUUAUCACAGUCACGGCACACUUCAUUUCUUCAGACUAUAAUAUCAAAUCAGCUGUUUUAGAGACUGCAAGGAUGACAAAAAAUCAUACAGCAGAGAAUAUUGCAGAAGACCUUACAAGUAUAUGCAAUAAAUGGAACAUUCUAAGUAAAAUAUGCUGUGUGAUUACUGAUAAUGCUGCUAAUAUGACCUCAGCAAUAAAAUCACAUAUGAAAUUGCGCAAUAUUCCAUGCUUUGCGCACACACUCAAUUUAGUAGUACAAGAUUCACUGAAGAAUACAAAAGAUUUACAAAUAGUAAAAGAUAAAGUAAAGCAAAUUGUGACCUUUUUCCACCAUAGUGUCAAAGCAACUGAUAAACUUAGCCAGCUUCAAGUACAACACAAUGUUCCAGUUAAGAAGCUUAUUCAAGAUGUAGAGACAAGGUGGAACUCUACCUAUCAUAUGCUGGAACGCUUCGUGCAGCAAAGUAAUCUUGUCACCACUACGCUUUGCUUGCUCGGAAAAAAUCAUUUGUGCAUUAGUAAUGAUGAGCUUAGCCUCAUAAAAAAGGUCAUACCUCUACUGGAAUACUUUGAUGAAGCAACCAAAGAAUUAUCAGCAGAAAAACUUACUUCACUCUCUAAAGUUAUUCCAAUUGUAAGAGGUCUGCAAGAUUCCCUGCAAAUGAUUGAUGAUGACAUGGAUGGACUGACAUUAAGAAAUAUUCCAUUAUCUGAAGAACUCAAAAAGCAGAUGAGUCGGAGAUUUGCUACAGUGGAAGGGAUUUUCCUUGUUGGGGCAGCAACCAUUCUAGACCCCAGAUUUAAGAAGCUACCCUUCGCAGAUGCUUCCAACAUCAAGGCCAUCGAAGAGCGUUUAAAAAACAUACUACGCUCUAAGUAUACAAAUUAUGCUUCAGAAAGUUCAACUGCGCCUUCUGUGCCGAGCCUCCCUGGCCCUGAAUCAACAAUAAAGUCAGGGAAAAAGUCUCUGUGGAAUAGCUUUGAUGCUAAAGCAGAAAAGACCUCACAAAUAGUCUCAAAUCCAUCUGCUGAGGCAAUAAUGGAGUUGAGGCGAUAUUUUGAGGAGCCAAGAGUCAUGAGAAGUGAAGAUCCUCUCUCAUGGUGGAAGAAAAAAGCACCCUUAUUUCCAAACCUUUCUAAAAUAGCAAAGGGAAUCUUAUGUGUACCAGCAACAUCAGUCCCAUCUGAGAGGCUUUUCUCCAAAGCAGGAGAAUUAAUAUCUCAAAGGCGAAGCACUCUAAAAGAAAAAAAUGUCAACAUGAUUCUAUUUCUUAACAAGAACUUGAAAUAAAUCAAUAAAAAAAUGCUACUCCUGAAUAAGGAGAGGACUGCUACUCCUGAAUAAGGAGAGGACUGCUACUCCUGAAUAAGGAGAGGACUGCUACUCCUGAAUAAGGAGAGGACUGCUACUCCUGAAUAAGGAGAGGACUGCUACUCCUGAAUAAGGAGAGGACUGCUACUCCUGAAUAAGGAGAGGACUGCUACUCCUGAAUAAGGAGAGGACUGCUACUCCUGAAUAAGGAGAGGACUGCUACUCCUGAAUAAGGAGAGGACUGCUACUCCUGGAUAAGGAGGGGACUGCUACUCCUGUAUAAGGAGAGAACUUAAAUUCUCAUUUCAUUAAGGAAAUAUAUUAUAUGUAUUUUUAGUGUAUAAACAUAUUAUAUGUAGAUUAUAUGUACUUGUAUAAGUAUAUGUAUUUUUCUUCGAGAGGAUAAUGUAAAAUAAAGGAAUAUUUAUUUACAAAUGUAGCAACAAACAUAGUCAUACUUUAAGGAAAUAUAUUAUAUGUAUCUUUAAUACAGAAGUCUAUUAUAUGUAUAUUACAUAUAUUUGUAUAUGUAUUUUCUUCGACAGGAUAAAAUGAAGUAAAGGAAUAUUUAUUUAUGAAUGUAGCAACAGUCAUA